Messenger RNA from Monomorium pharaonis (pharaoh ant), 2303 nucleotides. RefSeq names its product mitochondrial-processing peptidase subunit alpha. The record is from RefSeq and is a predicted model, not a curated record. Gene Ontology annotation, cellular component: mitochondrion. Gene Ontology annotation, molecular function: metal ion binding; metalloendopeptidase activity. Lineage: Eukaryota; Metazoa; Arthropoda; Insecta; Hymenoptera; Formicidae. Bases 453 to 2102 code for a protein of 549 amino acids. The transcript is spliced from 12 exons.
ACCGAAUUCGCUAUCAUAAAUAUUUUAUAAACAUUUUCUACUGUUUGGGAAACGAUUUUUGAUUCGUCGUUCCGCCAUAUCAUGCGCAAUGCGCAAUACAUACCUACAUUCCAUUAAGUUCUGCCGUGAACAAAUCGGAUCAUCGGAUGAUCGGAGCGCAUAUUGAACUACGUACGCAAUCUAACCUAAUAUUUUGCAAAGUUGAAAUUUUAUCUAUAUAUAUAAAUUAACGAUGAUUUGUUACCAAAUGUACUCGAGUAUUUUUGCUCGCGAGUCCAUUAUGUGAGAAGUGCACGAAACUCAAUCGAGAUUUGCCGUUAUUUUUUGUUUCAUCCGACAGGCACACGUCCACGUCGUAGACGCUUUUUGAACGCAUCUCUGUAACUUUCAGCAGCGGCGGCGAUUCAGUUAGAAUUAUACAAAUUUGUUAUAAGUCUCUUUAAAUUAAUAACAUGUUUUCGAGGAUGUCACAAAGGCCGUUAAUCGGUGCAAUUAAAAAAAGCUCAACCCACUCACAAUAUUUCAAUGCCUUGCAAAAGUGUAACUUCUCUUCCCAAAGAAUACCCCCUGAUUUGAAAGAGAAUCAGAAGAAAACUGUUACAUCAUUUCCACCAUUGACAGAAGCUAUUCCAAAUUUGCCAAAAGCCAUUUACUCAACUGCGAAAGAGGAACAUCAAACGACACAGAUUACAGUCUUGCCAAAUGGGUUAAAAGUUGCAUCUGAAAAUAGAUUUGGACAAUUUUGUACCAUAGGUGUUCUUAUUGACUCAGGUCCACGAUACGAAGUGACAUAUCCCAGUGGCAUUUCACACUUUCUUGAAAAGUUAGCAUUUAGUUCUACAAACACAUUUAACAGCAAGGAUAAGAUAAUGCUGGCGCUAGAAAAGCAUGGUGGUAUAUGUGACUGUCAAGCAUCUCGCGAUACAUUUGUUUAUGCAGCAUCUGCAGAACGUCGUGGACUGGACAUAGUAACUCAAGUUUUAGGUGAUAUUGUCUUAAGACCUCAAAUUACAGAAGAAGAGGUACAAAUUGCUAGACAAACAGUACGUUUUGAAUUGGAAUCUUUGCAUACUAGACCAGAACAAGAACCUAUAUUGAUGGACAUGAUUCAUUCUGCUGCAUACAGGCAGAACACAUUAGGUUUGCCCAAGAUCUGUCCAGAAAAAAAUAUUGAAAAGAUUGAUAGGAAAAUUCUACAUACAUAUCUCAAGCAUCAUUAUGUACCGAAUAGAAUGGUGGUUGCAGGAGUUGGUGUUGAACAUAACGACCUGAUUCACGCCGUUACUAAAUAUUUUAUAGAUCAAAAACCUAUUUGGGAGGAACAACCUGAUCUUAUUCUAUCAAAUAAUGUACAUGUUGAUACAUCUAUCGCACAAUAUACCGGAGGACGUGUUUUGGAGGAAUGCAAUGUGCCAAUUUACGCGGGACCUAGUGGUUUGCCCGAAUUAUCACACGUUGUUAUAGGCUUGGAAGGCUGUUCUCAUCAAGAUCCAGACUUUGUUGCUGUAUGUGUAUUAAAUAUGAUGAUGGGUGGCGGUGGCAGUUUUAGCGCGGGCGGUCCUGGAAAGGGCAUGUACACGCGUUUAUAUACCAAUGUGUUGAAUAGGUAUCAUUGGUUAUACAGUGCAACUGCAUACAACCAUGCUUACGCAGACACUGGGCUAUUUUGUAUUCACGCCUCAUGCACACCAUCUCAUGUGAAGGAUAUGGUAGAAGUAAUUAUACACGAGAUGGUUGCUAUGGCAAGCGAAAUUUCAGAUAGUGAAUUAGCGAGAGCGAAGAAACAAUUGCAAUCGAUGUUGCUUAUGAAUCUGGAACAACGGCCCGUUGUAUUUGAAGACAUUGGUAGACAAGUUUUAGCAACUGGCACCAGGAAACGACCAGAAUACUUCAUGCAUGCUAUUGAUGGAAUAUCUAAGGACGACAUCAACCGAGUAGCGCGACGUUUAUUAAAAUCACCACCUUGUUUAGCGGCACGUGGCGAAGUGAAGGCUGUACCUCCCAUGAUGGACAUUACAAAUGGCUUACUUAAUGCGCAAGCACGAAAGAAAGUAAAAGAUAUAUCAUUAACCAGAAGAAUAAUGCAAGAUACACAAGACUGAUCUGAGAUUAGAUUGAUCAAGGUCAAUUUCACGUGAAAACUAUGGCGUUCGGAUCUCUACACACAGCAUUUAGAUAAUUUUUAAAAAUAAUUUGUUUUAAUGUACAAUAAAAUUAGAGUUUGCAUGAACUUAAAUUUCUAAUUAAGAAGUCAACUUGUAUCUUGGUGAUAACUUGUAAAAAAUAAAUAUUAUUUGCAUAAA